AUGUUCAAUUCCAAUGCAAGUACCUCUGCUCCAGCCGGAAACGGUAUAGGAGGCAGCUCCUUGUUUGGGCAGAAUAAGCCGACGGGUGGUGGGUUGUUUGGCCAAUCCAACGCACAGGGCCAGAGCGGCAACCUGUUUGGGCAGGCGCAGCCAUUGAAUCAAACAACAGGCAGCCUUUUUGGUCAAAAUAACCAACAGGGAUCGACGGGAGGGCUGUUUGGGAACCAAAAUAGCCAACAAGGACAAGCCGGAGGGCUGUUUGGAGGGCAAAAUGCACAACAGGGCCAAAGCGGCGGUGGUUUGUUUGGAAAUCAAAACGCUCAGCAGGGACAGAGUAGCGGCGGGCUGUUUGGUAGCCAGAACGCGCAACCAAGCAACAACGCCUUCGGGCAGAGCUCGCAAAGCACCAACACUUUUGGCCAGGCUAACGCCAACAUAGGAGCCAAACCACCCGGUUCGAGUGGUCUCUUCGGCCAGAAUGCACAGACGACAAAUAGCGGUGGGAUGUUUGGACAGAACAACAAUUCCACCGCGGGAGCCGCUGGCGGUGGACUCUUUGGUCAGAACACCAACGCAGGGUCCUCCGGUGGUGGCCUUUUUGGGCAGAAUACCAAUGCAUCCACGGGGUCCUCAGGGGGCGGACUUUUUGGUGCAAAACCUGCAAUUAGUUCUUCCACAAACAACGCGCCAUCGGGCGGCCUUUUUGGUAAUUCUUCGAACACAACUAACACUAGCGGUGGUCUUUUCGGCAACAAGGCGGGCGGAACGGGGCUUUUUGCUAACAGCGCCACCAAUGCGGCACCUGCAUCUUCGGGAGGGCUUUUUGGCGCCAAGCCAACGGGCUCGUCAUUGUUCGGUAAUAACGCCAACAACACCUUGCAGCCUCAAAUGCAAAUGCAACCCGCUCUGCAAACCCUCUCCCAACUUCCCAUCAACCCAAUGACUCGAGUCGCGGAUCUGCCGCCCCAAAUUCGUCAAGAAAUCGAGCAGCUUGACCAAUACGUUCAGCGACAAGUGGCAAUUUCUCACCACCUAAAAGCAGAUUGUGAGGACCAUACAGAACUAGUCCAGUCCAUCCCGCGCGAUAUCAAGUAUUUGCAAACGGUACAGUCUGUCACGCAACAAUCAUUGGCACAAGACCUGCGUAAAAUAACUGGCAUCAAAGAAAUAACGGAUCAAAACAUGCUAGACUCUCAAAUGUUUUCCACCAUUCUGCAUCAGCUUCUCUCUCCAGGAUCUAAAAUAUCGUCGUUGGAGCUAGACAAGUUCUUUCAAGAUAAAAUACAGCUCUACAGAGCCAAGUUGGAUGACUACUUCAACGUUCUCUCCGACAUUGAAAGUGCCGUACGUGGAAUUGAGCGUGAUAUGUUCGGGGCCACCAAUUCGGAUAACAGUGUUUCUAACUACGCCGGUGACAACAUGGGCUGGAAAACUGGCAUCAAUGCCAUAGUCUCGACGGUGCUUGAAGAAUUCGAGCUUUUCAUGGAUAUGGCCGAGCGUGUUGCAGAACUCCAUCAGCGCGUUAAAGAGAUUAACGGAGGGCAGAAAAGCAGCCUGGUGAAGACCUAA
Molecule: messenger RNA, 1569 nt
Organism: Lachancea dasiensis
Lineage: Eukaryota; Fungi; Ascomycota; Saccharomycetes; Saccharomycetales; Saccharomycetaceae
Source: the annotation of a GenBank genome assembly